GUAAUACUGUAGUAUGCCAUGAUAAAAACUUCAUUGAUAUUUCGUUUAGUGGUAAAUGGAAUAAUAGUAAAGUUGAAAGUGUAGGUCUAUCAAAGAGUUUAGACACUAAGCAUCCAUUCUUCCAAGAUCUAUAUAAAGCAUAUGAUGAUUACUUAAAUUCUAAGGCUGCACUAAUAAACAAAAAAUUAGAAUUUUAUAAUUCGAUCAUGUAUACUGUCCUUGAAGAUAACCAAGAUCCAGUUCGGGUGAAGCUUAAAGUCG
This is a messenger RNA of Cetraspora pellucida, 261 nucleotides long. Lineage: Eukaryota; Fungi; Glomeromycota; Glomeromycetes; Diversisporales; Gigasporaceae. The record is from the annotation of a GenBank genome assembly.